Messenger RNA from Knipowitschia caucasica, 306 nucleotides. The record is from the annotation of a GenBank genome assembly. Lineage: Eukaryota; Metazoa; Chordata; Actinopteri; Gobiiformes; Gobiidae.
AUGUGGGAGGGGUCAGGGGUGGGGUGUUCCUGUGUCCCCUCCUCCUCAGCUCCAUGUGUUUGUGUGUGCGCAAAGAAAGGAGAAAAGCACGUCCACAGCCGCCUGCCAUUCCCAUGGAUCGAGUUUCUCCCGCAUCAGCCCGUAGCUCUAUCUGCGCUGCCCACAACAGACUCUGAGCCCGGACCUGAGCCUGGACCUGAGCCUGGACCUGAGCCUGGACCUGAGCCCGGACCGUCCCGUGUGUCACAGAGCGCUCAGGAGGAGGGGGGGAUGUGGAGUCCCGGUGCGCGCUCCCUCACGCUCUGA